GAGACGAGUCCUCUUCUUAGACCACCGAGGACUUCCUCCAGCAUCACCAUGGAGCUGGCGGCGCUGCUCCGAGUGAUGGUCUGCUCACUCUGGCUGCUAACGUGCGCCACUUGGUCAGCAUCUGGGCUGAUCUCUGGCACCAACGGUACGUCACAGCAGGAUUCCACUGUACGCGACUGCAGUGAUUUGCCCUACUACUUUGCUAGUGGAGUGUACACAAUUUACCCUGAUCGUCUCACUCCGACCUCUGCCUACUGUGACAUGGACGACGGCGAGGGAUGGACCGUCUUCCAAAGAAGAGCCGACAUCACACCCAGGCAGGACUUCUACAAGGACUGGGAGGCCUACAAGUGGGGCCUGGGAAGUUUCGAUGGAGAGUUCUGGUGGGGACUUCAUCACCUCUGGCAGCUGACCUCCCAACUAGACAGAGUGUACGAAUUAAGGAUCGACCUCUGGGAUUUUGAAGGACAGACGAGGUACGCCACCUACCAGAAGUUCACCAUCGAAUCCGAGGAUGGCGACUACAGAAUUGACUUUGGCGACUACUUCGGGACCGCCGGGGACAGCCGGGGUCUAACCUACAACAAAGGAAUGAAGUUCUCCACAGUAGACAGAGACAAUGACAUUUCGUAUGAUAACUGCUCGUAUCGCUUCCACGGGGCCUGGUGGUAUAAUGACUGUGCCUGGGCCAACCUCAACGGACAGUACCAACCCGGAGUAAUAGGCCACACAAGCAUCUUUUGGUAUGAAUGGAAAGGCCAGGACAGUCUGAACGCCACCACAAUGAAGAUCAGACCCACAAAUACGCCCUAAACACGUAGCUGCACUCUUGACAGUUUGUUUUCAUUUUGGAAAAGUCGUAUUUAGCUUUGGGAAGCUGUUUAUGUUUAACUGCUGAAUAUCAAUUUUGGUUUUGUGUGUUGGUUCUGCAUAAAAGGUAUCGUUUAAUCAAAAUCAGUUUCAGCAAUAAACUGAAAAUGUUUGUGUGCUUUUUAUUGAAGUGCGUAUGCUUGGUAUCCUCGCCAUUACAAUCUGUCUAUAAGCAAUGUUUUGUAAAUAGCGCCGGCGCUAUGAGGAUAUCAGCCGGCGCUACUUGUUCCGGCCAGUCGCCGUGGAAACAUCCGGCGCACUGGGCCCUGAUAGUUGUGCCUCUCUGAAGGAGCUCGGCCGGCGCAUCGUGCAGACAACCGGAGACCGACGCGACAUUGAACAUCUCUUUCAGCGCAUAUCGGUGGCGGUGGUACGCGGAAACGCCACGGCCGUCCGACUCGCCAGUGCCUCCGACAGACCCGAGUCCAGAGUCAUCAUCACUAGCAACAGCAACGGCUGCAACAACAGCACCAACAGCAGUGGCAGGAACUGCGACGUUGGCCGCAUCAGCAAGUGCAGCGACGGCGAUGGCAAAGGCGGAAGUGACAGCCAGAACAGUGGCUGCAGCAACAGCAGUGGCGGGAGAUGUGACAUACUUCGGGCGGCAGCAGAAGCAGGGACGGCGGCGGGAGCCGAGCAGAGCCGCCAACACAACACCGCAGCCAGGAGCCGAGCCGAAACCCACUGGAUGACCCCGAGCUAGCUCGCUACCUGCAGCCGCGCGCCCCUCCCCCGCCUAUGGGCACACAAGCGCCGACGUCACAAGAUCUCGCCGCAGAGCUUCUAUCCAUUACUCCCAUCCCAUCCCAACCCACCCCACCCCACCACGCGCCCCAUCCUCCGCGUCCUAAUCCACUUGCCGCAUACGCUGUCCUUCUGACCGAAAUGCGGCAGAGCAGCCACGAGAAUAAGGCCCUGUCAAAGUCGCUCUGAAGUGUGGGGCGACAAAUGUGGUGACGCAGACGCUGUGUAGUUAUAUGCUGUCUAGCUGUGUAAUCUUUGUUUAUAAGAUAUCUAUGAUAAUGACGAUGUUGGUGCCAUUGACCUGUCUGCUUUCUUCAAUAUAUUUUUCAGUUGUUUUGUAAACA
This is a messenger RNA of Amphibalanus amphitrite, 1958 nucleotides long. Its product is annotated as ficolin-2-like. Bases 49 to 813 code for a protein of 254 amino acids. The transcript has a single exon. The record is from RefSeq and is a predicted model, not a curated record. NCBI's taxonomy places the organism in Eukaryota, Metazoa, Arthropoda, Thecostraca, Balanomorpha, Balanidae.